AUGCUGAUACCUCCGCUUGCCCGCGCCGCCUGCCGGCCGUCCCUCCACCACCUCCGCCCGCAGCACGCCUACCUCUCCGCACGCGUCUUCCCCUCGAGCGCCCUCCACAGAAAGCAUGUCCAUGGCCAGCGGACAGCCUCCCCCCAGGGAGCUCCCGCCCCAGGCUCCAAGGCUGCGGUACACAAGACCAAAGCAGCCCAGCCUGCGCAGCCGACCACCUUGCUGGCCGAGCAGACGGUGACCAACAAGGAGCAGCGCAAGGCAGACUGGGCCAUCAUCAAGGAGAUGUCGCAUUACCUGUGGCCCAAGGACAACAUGGGCACAAGGUUCCGCGUGGGCUUGAGCGUGGCGCUGCUGGUGGGCGCCAAAGUGCUCAACGUCCAGGUGCCCUUCUACUUCAAGAGCAUUGUCGACUCAAUGAACAUUGACUUCGCUGCAUUGGGGGGCACGGCUUGGACAGUCGCUGGAAGCAUGAUUGUAGCCUACGGUGCGACCCGGAUCGGCGCGACCAUGUUCCAAGAAGUGCGCAAUGCAGUCUUCGCCAGUGUCGCCCAGAAAGCCAUCAGGUCGGUUGCUUGCAAGGUCUACGAACAUCUGCUCAGGCUGGAUCAGAGUUUCCAUCUGUCGCGACAGACUGGUGGCUUGACCCGAGCCAUUGAUCGUGGAACCAAGGGUAUCAGCUUCUUGCUGACGUCCAUGGUCUUUCAUGUGCUGCCGACUGCUUUGGAGAUCUCUCUUGUCUGUGGAAUUCUGACUUACAACUAUGGUGCGAAAUUUGCCUUCAUUACCGGCACUACCAUGGUCGCAUACACGGCCUUUACCAUCCUGACCACCGCCUGGAGAACAAAGUUCCGCAAGCAAGCCAACGCCGCAGACAACAAAGCAGCAACCGUCGCAGUCGACUCCCUCAUCAACUACGAAGCCGUCAAAUACUUCAACAACGAGAAGUACGAAGUCGCAAAAUACAACAACGCGCUUCUCGGCUACGAAAAGGCUUCCAUCAAGGUCGCUACUUCCCUCGCCCUCCUCAACUCCGGCCAAAACUUGAUCUUCUCCAGCGCCUUGACCGCCAUGAUGUAUCUCGCUGCAGACGGCGUAGCGAACGGCAGCCUGACCGUCGGCGACCUUGUCAUGGUCAACCAGCUCGUUUUCCAGCUCUCCGUCCCGCUCAACUUCCUCGGCUCCGUCUACCGCGAGCUAAGGCAGAGCCUCCUCGACAUGGAGACCCUCUUCAACCUCCAAAAGGUUGAGCUUAAGGUUACAGACAAGCCCAACGCGAAGCCCCUCCUCCUCAGCUCGGGCGAGCUCAAAUUCGAAAACGUCACCUUCGGCUACCGACCCGACCGCCCCAUUCUCAAGAACCUCAAUCUGACCAUCCCCGCGGGCAAGAAGGUCGCCAUCGUCGGUCCCAGCGGCUGCGGAAAAUCCACCAUCCUCCGCCUGCUGUUCCGCUACUACGACGUGCAGGAGGGUCGCAUUCUCAUCGACGGGCAGGACAUCCGCGACGUCAGCCUGGAGAGCCUGCGCAAGGCCAUCGGUGUGGUGCCCCAGGACACGCCGCUCUUCAAUGAUACCAUCGGGCACAACAUCAAGUACGGGAACCUGGAGGCGACGGAUGCGCAGGUCAUGGAAGCGGCGCGGCGCGCUCACGUGCACGACACCAUCGCCAAUUUUCCGGAUGGGUACAACACCAUGGUGGGCGAGCGGGGUAUGAUGAUUUCUGGCGGCGAGAAGCAGCGGCUUGCGGUGUCGCGGCUUAUUCUCAAGGACCCGCCUCUGCUGUUCUUUGACGAAGCGACCUCAGCGCUAGACACACACACCGAGCAAGCCCUCCUCUCGCACAUAAACUCCAUCCUCAAAGAAAAGAAGCGCACAUCCGUCUUCGUCGCGCAUCGCUUACGCACCAUAUACGACUCCGAUCUCAUCAUUUGUCUCAAAGAGGGCAGCGUAGCAGAGAGCGGGACGCACGAGCAGCUGGUCGAUCGUGCAGGUUUGUAUUCGGAGCUGUGGUCUGCGCAGGAGACGUUGUUCACGGACGACAAGGAGGUUGCGGAGGAGGAGGUGAAGGAGCCCACGCAGUUGAAGUAG
This is a messenger RNA of Paraphaeosphaeria sporulosa, 2088 nucleotides long. RefSeq names its product P-loop containing nucleoside triphosphate hydrolase protein. Lineage: Eukaryota; Fungi; Ascomycota; Dothideomycetes; Pleosporales; Didymosphaeriaceae. Gene Ontology annotation, cellular component: mitochondrial inner membrane. Gene Ontology annotation, biological process: transmembrane transport; intracellular iron ion homeostasis. The transcript has 4 exons. The record is from RefSeq and is a predicted model, not a curated record. Bases 1 to 2088 code for a protein of 695 amino acids. Gene Ontology annotation, molecular function: ABC-type transporter activity; ATP hydrolysis activity; ATP binding.